AUGCCAGCUGCGAAGAAAAAGCAAGCCGAUCCCUGUGAUGACUGGGAGGAUCAGGACUACGAUAGUCCGACCGGUGGUUCGAUCUCGCCUAUUUCUGGGAAGAUUUCUCCAUCAAACACACUUCCAUCCGAUCCUGAGCCUGUUUCCUCCUCGUCAACCCUUCCCACAAACGUCGCUUCUGAUCCAGUCGAAAUAGAAAACUCCGCGAUGUGGAAUAAUGCAAAUCGGAAUCCUCAGUAUGUUGUACUUCCCGCGAACGCUGCACAUUCAGCAGUAACUGCCAACCGCCCAUUAGUUCAGGACACGAUGUUCGGAAAGGCCAAGGUGACGAUUCUAAAGCGACCGAAAGCAGAAUCUAUGAAUCAGUCGUCCAGCCACUCCAACUCCUCUUCGUCCUCGAACCUGAGUAUUAGUUUGCGAGAGAAGGCUUAUUCGGAAGCCCGCGAGAGGAUCUUUGGUUCCGCAUCAGGUUCCGACGAUCAGUCGUCUUCGAAACCACUCAAGAUCAGCCCAACCCCUCCUCAGAUUUCUCGCGACUCUUCUUCGGCCAAUAUGGUCGUCGUUCAACGUCAACCUAGUGGCCCUGUAUCCUCAGACCAGAAAGGCUUCAAUUCUCGACAAAAAUAUAUCCCCACCUAA
This is a messenger RNA of Puccinia triticina, 639 nucleotides long. RefSeq lists its product as uncharacterized. The transcript has 3 exons. The record is from RefSeq and is a predicted model, not a curated record. Lineage: Eukaryota; Fungi; Basidiomycota; Pucciniomycetes; Pucciniales; Pucciniaceae. Bases 1 to 639 code for a protein of 212 amino acids.